CCAGGGGCCCUUGGCGCGUGCGCUCCGUGCGACUCUGCUCCGCGGGACUUUGUUUGUUUCCUCCUCGUCCCUCUUUGUUGGGCUGAACACCGGCCUCGCCAAAGCCCCCCACUCCGGAGGGAGUUCGACUUCUCCAGCAGGGCGGCUGCAGCGCGCUGCCCCGACCCCGCCUGCGGCCCCUCACGCCACUAGUGCUCCCACCCCGCCUUCCUGGCACCCCGCCUGCGUCCGUUCGCCCUAGGAAGCCAACCGCGACUUCAUUGAUGCACCCAUUCCAGUGGUGUAACGGGUGUUUCUGUGGCCUGGGACUGGUUAGCACCAACAAGUCCUGCUCCAUGCCACCCAUCAGUUUCCAAGACCUUCCGCUCAACAUCUAUAUGGUUAUCUUCGGCACGGGCAUUUUUGUCUUCAUGCUCAGCCUUAUCUUCUGCUGCUAUUUUAUCAGCAAACUCCGGAACCAGGCACAGAGUGAGCGAUACGGAUAUAAGGAGGUGGUGCUUAGAGGUGAUGCCAAGAAGUUACAAUUGUAUGGGCAGACCUGCGCAGUCUGUCUGGAAGACUUCAAGGGAAAGGAUGAGUUAGGCGUGCUCCCGUGCCAACACGCCUUUCACCGGAAGUGUCUGGUGAAAUGGCUGGAAGUUCGCUGUGUCUGCCCCAUGUGUAACAAGCCCAUUGCUGGGCCCUCAGAGGCCACGCAGAACAUUGGGAUUCUAUUGGAUGAACUGGUGUGAGUGCUGCCACUACACCGAGACCUGGAGAAGACCUCUUGCCUCAUGGAUGCCUGGUCCCUCUGCACAGCUCCAACCAACAGGACUGUAGGGUGAUGAUGAUCACUUUCCCGGUGAUGGGAAGGGUGGUCUAGGGCUGGGUUUCCACCCUCAGUUCGAGACCAGUGCCAGACGUGCCCCCACUUCCUGCCUCCUGAAGCCUUCUUCCCUGCUACUCCAUGCUGGUGGCCUCUCCCAUCAAGACCACUGUCUCCCGGUACUGGACUAUCUACCUGCCUUGUCCCUGUAAUGGGGGAAGGCAUUCACCCCGAUCAAGAACAUGGAGAACAUCCUCUUUCAAGGCUCCCCUUAGGAGGAUGAGCUGCCCUGAUCCAGAAGGGAUGAGAUGGGCUCUGCCCUCUCUACAACCUUCCCUCCCCUUCCCACUCCUUCCAGAGGAAGGUUAGAAGGGAAGGAAGGAAAGAUCAGGGAACCAAGCACCUCCACGGGAGGCGAGGGAGGCUCUGUAUGAAACAGAAGAGCAGGGACCUAAAGGAAAAUGUCGAUGUUUACAUGGGACCUAUGGAAACAAAGGCUGGCCGGCGCCGGCUGACUCCAGGGUAAGAGAGGUCCCGUCCCCUGCCAGGACCCACGGUGCUAUCCAUUCAAUCUCUUCCUCAGUUAAUCUCGGAGCUUCCUAUUCUCUGUUGAGGUUUGCGGGCCCCUCUAGAGGAGGGCUAGUUCUAUGCUUAAAUGGAUUCCCAG
This is a messenger RNA of Macaca mulatta (Rhesus monkey), 1472 nucleotides long. RefSeq names its product ring finger protein 122 (gene RNF122). Gene Ontology annotation, biological process: ubiquitin-dependent protein catabolic process. The record is from RefSeq and is marked provisional. Gene Ontology annotation, cellular component: nucleus. Gene Ontology annotation, molecular function: ubiquitin protein ligase activity. Lineage: Eukaryota; Metazoa; Chordata; Mammalia; Primates; Cercopithecidae.